GCAGAAGAAUGAGUCUGCCUUGUUUGAGUUCUCCUUCUUCUUCUCCUUCCCCCUUGUGUGGUUUUGGGGGUGGCCUUGUGGCCCUGGGCGGGACACGGAGCCCACGUCACGCCGUGACUCAAUUUUGGCCCGCCGGAGCCUGGAGCCUGCCUUAUAAAAGAGCUGGAAGCGCACGGCUUGGGCAGAAGGCAAGGAAGAGGAAGCAUCUGCAGGCCCACCUCUCCAGAAGACGAAGUUCUCAAGAUGUUCCUGGCUCUCCUCCUGACGUCCUGCCUGGUCCUGACCAAGUCGGCCACUUUGGCCCCCAGAGGGGUCAGCGAUGAGCAGCCCCCUCCGCCGGCGUCCUUCGAUGGCGUCCUCCAAGAGCAAGUGCGCCCCAAAAAGAUCCCGCUGGAGUUUCUCCUCCAGCAAGAAAUGGACUUAUCAGAAGGUCUUGACCUCCCCAUGCAAGUCCAGAAUCGGCCCUCGACUCCACUCAACCCCAGAGGACUCAAUCCUCUCCAGAAUUCAAAGAUCCCCCGAUUCAGCUUGGCGGAGUUCCCCCCGGCCCGCCCGGCCCCCUCCAACAUCGCCAACAUUUGCAGCGAAGGCCGGAAGAAGCUCUCCUACGGGCCCUGGAACCUGCCCCAGACCAGCUUCAGCCACCUCUCCCGGCAAGGAGAGGCCCUCAACGAGCUGGAGGCCGGAGUGAAGACAUGCUGCCAACUGGACGAGGGAGAGAAGCUGCCCUGCUGCGUCGAUGUGUGGGAAAAAGUCCUCACGCAGUACUGUGGGUGGGAAUUCUCCGUCAAGACCAAGCCCCACGAAUGUUGCCUGAAGGACCACAAGCGGGACCGCUUCGGCUGCUUCACCAACCUGGCCCCUUUCCCCGCUUACGAUAUGGAGAUCCAGUCGGUCAACCUGGCCGAGAUCGAUUCCCCGCUCCUGGACACGCUCUGCGGCCAGGUCACACUUCUGAGCAAACAGAAACAACUCCCCAGCCUCAUCCAGAAUAUCACAGAGUCCUGUUGCCAACUGCAAGGCGGUGAGCGGAUUCAGUGUGCCAAGGAUGCGAAAUCCCAGUUGGUGACCACUCUUUGCACCUCCCGGAGGAACACCUGGAGGGACCCCCAGCAGUGCUGCGCCCAGGCGGGAGACGCUCCCCGGGACACCUGCUUCGAUGCCAACUACCUGGGCACCCUCCCUCUCGCCGGCGUCGCCGAACCCCUCCCCGACCCCACCGAGAUUGCCAUCGAAAUCCCAACCGAAUGAUUUCCACGUUGCAAAAAAGUUUCCCCUGACUGCGCAUGUCUUCAACCCUUUCCUUAUGCUCAGAGUGGGGGAGAUUGCCAUCGAAAUCCCAACCGAAUGAUUUCCGCGUCGCAAAAACGUUUCCCCUGACUGCGCAUGUCUUCAGCCCUUUCCCUAUGCUCAGAGUGGGGGAGAUUGCCAUAGAAAUCCCAACCGAAUGAUUUCCGCGUCACAAAAAAGUUUCCUCUGACUGCGCAUGUCUUCAGCCCUUUCCCUAUGCUCAGAGUGGGGGACCGUAUAUACUCGUAUAUAAGUCGACC
Anolis sagrei ordinatus is the source of this 1550-nucleotide messenger RNA. It is a transcript of the gene ECM1, whose product is annotated as extracellular matrix protein 1. NCBI's taxonomy places the organism in Eukaryota, Metazoa, Chordata, Lepidosauria, Squamata, Anolidae. Gene Ontology annotation, biological process: signal transduction; regulation of bone mineralization. Gene Ontology annotation, cellular component: extracellular region. The record is from RefSeq and is a predicted model, not a curated record.